GGUUCUUCAAGGUUCAAUCACAAGAGCAAUGACAAAACUAAAGCACAAAAACAUUGUUCUUUGCAGAGAAACAAACUCUACUGUGCACAACCUAUGAUUACUUAACAGUGAUUGUAUUACCAGCUCAGUCUUAUUGCAGUGUAGAGAGCACACCUGCCUGUCAGCAGCAGUCACAGACAGUUACCCUCAAGAUCUGUAACUCAUCUGAGUUAAUCGAGCUUCACAAACUCUGUCAACCACUGUCUGUCUACACAGCUUAGUGCUAAAGAUACACAAAGACUAGCCUAACUUAUUACACCAUUCCACAACACUGUUCUUCGAGACGUUCAAACAGUAACGUUAGCUACUUGAGCAGGAGCCACCUGCAGUAGCAUGUCUCUGCAACCACUGACUGCAGUGAACUGUGGCAGCCUCCUGCAGCCUGGCUGCUCCCUGUUACAGCUGGACGGUGACAUAUUUCUGUUUGGCCAGAAAGGCUGGCCCAGGCGCUCCUGUCCUACUGGGAUCUUCGGGGUACGCCUAAAGCAUGGGGAGCUCAAACUGCGACCCAUCUCCUUCUCAAAUGACUCCUGCUAUCUUCCCCCUCUGCGUUGUCCCGCCGUGACCCGCCUUGAGCCCCAUGAUGGACACCCAGAGGGCUACCUCAUCCAUGGAGGCCGAACCCCAAACAACGAGAUCUCCUCCAGCCUCUACCUGCUGACCCUGGACAGCCGUGGCUGCAACCGCAAAGUGACCCUGCGCUGUCAGGAGAGAGAGUUGGUGGGAGAGCAGCCUGGGCCCCGAUACGGUCACACACUUAGCAUGGUGCACAGCCUGGGCAAGCGGGCCUGCGUUGUGUUUGGGGGCAGAUCCUACAUGCCGGCCGGGGAGCGGAGCACAGAGAACUGGAACAGCGUUGUGGACUGCCCUCCUCAGGUGUUCAUCAUCGACUUAGAAUUUGGCUGCUGCUCUGCCCACACCUUACCUGAGCUCACUGACGGCCAGUCCUUCCACCUAGCUUUGGCAAGAGACGACUAUGUCUACUUCCUUGGUGGCCACACUCUGUCGUCUGACUCUCGUCCUCCUCGUGUGUUCUGCCUGCGUGUGGAGCUCCUGCAGGGCAGCCCUCUGCUCACCUGUGAGCACCUGGACACCGGCCUGUCCAUCUCCAGUGCUAUUGCCACCCGUGUGGGGCCCUCCCAUGAGUACAUUAUCCUGGGUGGGUAUCAGUCAGAGACCCAAAAGAGGAUGGAGUGCAGCAGUGUGGUGCUGGAUGACUCUGGGAUCAGCAUCGAGCCCAGAGAGGCCCCUCAGUGGACAGGGGAAAUCAGCCACAGCCACACCUGGUUCGGAGGCAGCUUGGGUGGAGGGAGCGCUCUGAUUGGGGUCCCCUCUGAGGGCAGGCCAGCCCCGCCCGAAGCACAUUACUUCUACCAGGUGUGUUUCCAAAAGGAGGGGGAAGGAGAGGGUGAAGACGGGAACCAGGGCUGCAGCCAGGAGUCCACAGACUUUGAGGACUCCGCCCCUCUGGAGGACUCUGAGGAGCUGUACUUCGGCCGCGAGCCCCAUGAGCUGGAGGACAGCAGCGAGGGAGAGGGGGAUACGUACAAUGAAGAGGAUGAAGAGGAUGAGUCCCAGACAGGCUAUUGGGUCAAAUGUUGCCUGGGCUGCCAGGUGGACCCCAACACUUGGGAGCCCUACUACUCCACAGAGCUGCUGCGGCCAGCCAUGAUCUACUGCUCCAAAGGGGAGGGAGGCCACUGGGUCCAUGCCCAGUGUAUGGAGCUGACUGAGGGCCUGCUGGUGAGGCUCUCUCAGGGAAACGGCAAGUACUUCUGCCUGGACCGGGGCCUGCCCCGCCAGGAGAUGACCCCGCCACGCCAGGUGCUGUCCCUGAAGAGGAGCCCCAUGAAACCCCAGCACAGAAAGGGCCCAAUGAUGCCGAAGAUGACACCCGCCAAGAAGCGCUUCUUCAGGAGGCUGUUUGAGUGAUGUCUGACCAUGCAGUAUAGUUAUACUUACUCAUUGAUCAACUGGUUCAUAAUAUGUCAUUCUAAUUAUAUGGCCUAAAUGCCAUAUCAUUGUUUGAUGUGCCAUUGCAGCAAUUUACUGUUCUCAAACUUAUAAGUAAAUAAGUAAACUGAAUUAUUUUUUGUGCUUGUUUUUUGAUUCCUUACAGUGUUCAA
Molecule: messenger RNA, 2165 nt
Organism: Oncorhynchus masou masou (cherry salmon)
Lineage: Eukaryota; Metazoa; Chordata; Actinopteri; Salmoniformes; Salmonidae
Gene: rag2
Product: recombination activating gene 2
Biological process (GO): V(D)J recombination
Cellular component (GO): DNA recombinase complex; nucleus
Molecular function (GO): protein binding; sequence-specific DNA binding
Source: RefSeq, a predicted model, not a curated record